This is a messenger RNA of Ramularia collo-cygni, 1032 nucleotides long. RefSeq lists its product as uncharacterized. The transcript has 3 exons. Gene Ontology annotation, molecular function: ribonuclease MRP activity; ribonuclease P activity. Gene Ontology annotation, biological process: tRNA 5'-leader removal; endonucleolytic cleavage in ITS1 to separate SSU-rRNA from 5.8S rRNA and LSU-rRNA from tricistronic rRNA transcript (SSU-rRNA, 5.8S rRNA, LSU-rRNA); tRNA 3'-end processing. The coding region runs from base 1 to 1032 and encodes 343 amino acids. Gene Ontology annotation, cellular component: multimeric ribonuclease P complex; ribonuclease MRP complex. NCBI's taxonomy places the organism in Eukaryota, Fungi, Ascomycota, Dothideomycetes, Mycosphaerellales, Mycosphaerellaceae. The record is from RefSeq and is a predicted model, not a curated record.
AUGUCGAUGCUACCGUCAAGCAAAGGUGAUGGCCCCAGACCUCGAUGCUUGGUCACAAAUACCACUUUGCCCAACUUUGUGAAUCAUGAGCAACCACCAACGAAGAAAAGACCAUUCUCUACACUUCUGAACCAGACUUUCACGCAUACACUUGAAAUCCUCCUCCCUGAAGAUGCAGCUAAGAGUCUACAACAACAACUCGCUGAUGGAAAAGGAACCUUGCAAUAUGCCCGGGUUCACAUGAAACCCAGUGAGCUCAUUCAUGGCGAUUUUUUCAACCAAUACAUCAAAGCUGGAAAUAUUCUAAUGCUCUCCUCUGGUCGCGCGGGAAUUGACAGUCCCAUCAUCUCACUCUCUGACGGCCUUCUGCGCAUCGAAGUCGACAAAGCCACAUUCGAACGUAUGGGUCUCGAGGGAAAACCGAUCCAGACAGAAGGAAGGAAACACGUCMAAGCCCGUUUUGCUAUUGAGCUCAAUCUUCGCCUACCUUCCAUGCUUCCUGGCAAAAAUGGCUUCGAUCGCAUCGUGUGGGCUUUCAAGAAUGUACUGAACAGCUCUCUAACAUGGCUUUUCUGUGAUCUCAGCAAUACAGACAUCUCGGGCGGACCUCUCGAUACACAUCACCCGAUUAUUAAAAAAGUAGAGCCCCAGUCGUUGAGCCUCGGCAACAUUCUAGUUCCUGUCUUUCCAGAGGAGCUGAUUGAGGAAGACUACGCCGAUGCUGCGGAAAUCCUCGAAUGGAUCACUCUGGCUCUCCUAGGCUCUCCACGGGUAUUGAAAGACGAUGAUGUCGAUCCAUUCCUUUCCCGUUAUUCAGUGCCCGCGGCUUUUGGAGAGUCUGUCCCCGAACGUCUGGUCAAGAUGAGCUGGGAAGGUCUUGUGCCGCCAGCUUUCGCGCAAAAGGUUUUCCUUGCUGUGCUGAAAGCUUGUGGGGGACAGUGGGCAGCCGUGAACGGCUCAGCGUUUUCUGGGGAAGCCUACACGAUUCUAGUCACGAAGGGCCACAGUACAACGUGGCUGUACAAGGAUUGA